Molecule: messenger RNA, 2140 nt
Organism: Neodiprion virginianus
Lineage: Eukaryota; Metazoa; Arthropoda; Insecta; Hymenoptera; Diprionidae
Gene: Rrp47
Product: nuclear nucleic acid-binding protein C1D
Exons: 2
Coding region: 173-598 (141 amino acids)
Biological process (GO): maturation of 5.8S rRNA; regulation of gene expression
Cellular component (GO): nucleolus; exosome (RNase complex)
Molecular function (GO): RNA binding; DNA binding
Source: RefSeq, a predicted model, not a curated record
UGAUAUCAUUCUAACGGACUUUAGGAUAGGAACACGUAAUCUGCAGUUCUUCAGUUGGUUCUGAUCAUCUAUUACCUUGAGGGGAAAUAUUCAAACUAAAAUUUCUUCUAACUGAAUUUCAUAAACUUGUGAAUCACUCUAGCAAUCCACGUUUUUAUCAAGUUUUAGCAGAAUGGAAGUUGAGUUUAAAGAAUUAGCCAGUGAUCCUAAUCUUGUAGCGAAAGUUAAAAACUUUCACAAAUCAACAGAUGAUAUAAAUAACCAUCUGAAACUUGCUACUAACCCCGAGUUCUACGAGAAGCUUUCAAAUUCUGAUAAAUUGAAGUAUAACUUGUUAAUGUCAUACAGUUUGAACACACUGUUUUGGAUGUACUUGCGACUCGAAGGUGAGGAUCCAAUGAAGCAUGAAAUCAAGUCUGAAAACGAGAGAUUGAAACAAUAUAUGGCCCGGGCAAAACAAAUCAAAGACAGGAACACCAUAAUGCCUAGAGUAAACAGAGAAGUGGCCCAAAGAUUUGUUAGAAGUGGCCUUUGGGAAUGUAGAAGUGAUAAGGAUAAAAGUAAAGGGAUGAAGGGCCCAAGAAAAAAUACCACCUAAAAACUGAAUUUGUCAAUUUUCAAAGUACAAUGUGAGCUGCGUUAACAUUGAUCAAAUAACUUUGUAAAAAUUUGACUAUUUUUCAACAUUAUAAUCAAAUGCACGUAAGAAAAACUCAUGUAGAUCCAAAUCAACACCAGUAUGAUGAAUUUGUAUCCUUUGGUUAUGUUCUUCUAAGCAAAAGACGAUAAAUAUUAUCAAUAAUGUUUUUCUAAUUAACGUGUAUUCCAGAAGAAACUAUCGGCUCUGAAAAUUUUGCCUCAAUUUACAUUCUGUCGAUUAUAAAAAAACUUGUCUAAAUGACUUAAAAUGUCUAAAUAAAAAGAAAAAGAUCGAGGAGAUAUUUAUUAUUAAUCAUCAGACAUACAGAGGCACGGACAAAAAAAACUGAAAAAAUACAGUCUAUGAUAUAUAAAACAAAUUUUAAUUGAAAUGAAAUUAUUAUACCAUUAUUUUGCUCGUGAAACUUAGUUUAAAAAUAUUUAAAAGUAUAUCUGUUUAAGUUAUACUAUUGAAAGUUACAUAGUAAUACAUUCAUCCUCCAAGCUAUUAAAACUAGUGACUAUACAAUAUUAUUAUUAAUAAUAAGAAUAAUUUAAAUAGUAAGCUUAAAUAAACGCAACACUAUUUACAAGUAUAAGUGUGUACUAGGUUUAACUUAUUACAAAUGAUGAUUAAUAAUACUACCGUUGUUUCGUUUACACACAUAUAUUUUGCAUUUGAAGUCUCUAAAGCAUAUUAUUUUCACAACUAAUCGUUCAAGUGAUCAAGAAAAUAUUUAUAAACUAUAGGUGAAUGUUAACGUUAUGUUAAUAAGAAACGAUAAUUAAUCCUAUUUUUGAGUACUGUAAUUCGAAUUUCGCAUGUUUGAAAUUCAAUUCGAUAAUCAAUGCUAAUUGUGAUAGCUUGUCACUUACGUCGUCAUUAUGAUAUAUUUACAUUCAAUUCGACGCAUUGAAAUUUCAAAACACACGGAUCAAUUUGGUUUACAGCACAUUUUUAAUAAACUUACCGUAUCAACUUAAUUAAAUAUAAACUAUUGCUACAUUCGUUAUAUUGAAUGCAUACACGAUUGCAGUAUUUUAUAAUAAAUUACUUUUGUCAUCCUUAGAAUCACGCAUUUUUCAAUAAUUACUACUUAUUAAACAUUUGAAACAUCGACAAUUAGGCACGUCUUCUUCUUUGACGUUAGGAUGCAACAAAAUUAUGCUAAAACUUAAUAUAGAUCAACAUCUCAACGCCUGAGGUUAUUUUCAAAGCUACACAACUGAACAAACUAUUGCAAUCAUAUCGUAUACACUAGUUGCAUUCAAUUUAAAAAUAAUAGACCAAGUUCUUGUGGCAUAUACAUAAACGUAAUUUCUAGGUAAGUAAAUUAAACGGUGGUUAUCGGUGUACAAAUAUACACAAUUUAAACACACUAGGGGCGUGCUUGAAAGACACGCAACUACUAAUGUAACCAUGAGCAAAAUAAUAAGCAUUUGCUUUUUAUGACAGAGUCUAAUGUGAUCCCAAUCUCUGUUGUUAUAAUGAAAUGUCAAA